AUGUCCUCCGUCGACAUCUUCGCCAUUGAGGAAGCCAUGAAGGCCCAGUCCCUCGACCAGCUUCGCGGUUACGCUCAGAACUCCUACGCAGAAGUACAACAAAUGUCUACUACUGAGUACGUCCCCAAGCACCAGGCCCUGGGCUACCAGGUCCUUCGGGAACCUCUUUGGAACAAAGGCCUUGCCUUCACUCCUGAGGAGCGUGUCACCAAGAACCUCACGGGUCUGCUGCCUCACGUCAUGGAGAACCUCAACACGCAGUGCGAGCGCUCCAUGAAGAUGAUCAGGACUCGUCAGACAAACAUUGACAAGUACCUCUACCUCUCGUCCAUCAAGCAUGAGAACGUGGAUCUCUUCUACCGCCUGCUCAUGGACAACGCCCGCGAGCUGAUGCCCUUGGUCUACACCCCGACCAUUGGAGAUGUCUGCCUCCAAUACUCCACCCUCUACACCCGCCCAGAGGCUCUCUACAUCUCCAUCAAGCAGCGCAAGAGCAUCCGCACUAUUCUGAGGAAUUGGCCCCACCCUGCCCCGGAGAUCUGUGUCGUCACGGACGGCUCUCGAAUCCUGGGUCUGGGUGACCUGGGUGUGAACGGCGUUGGCAUUCCCAUUGGCAAGCUGGCCUUGUACACUGCGGCUGCUGGUAUCCACCCUGAGAAGACCCUGCCCAUUGUCCUGGACUGUGGCACGGCCAACGAGGCCAACCUGAAGGAUCCUCUCUACCUGGGUCUGCGCUCUAAGCGCAUUUCCGUGGCUGAGCAGGAGGAAUUCAUGGACGAGUUCAUGGAGGCAGCCGUUGACGUCUUCCCCAACAUGGUCGUCCAGUUCGAGGACUUUGAGAGCGAAAAGGCUUUCAACUACCUCGACAAGUAUCGCAACAGCUACAAGUGCUUCAACGAUGACAUCCAGGGUACUGGUGCCGUCGUUCUGGGAGGUUACAUCGGCGCUGUCAACCUGUCUGGCGUUCCUCUCGAGGAGCAACGUCUUGUCUUCAUGGGUGCUGGAUCCGCAGGUGUCGGUGUCGCCAAGCAGCUCGUCGAGUACUACACCCGACGAGGACUGUCAGAACAAGCCGCCAAGGACAAGUUCUGGCUGGUCGACACCAAGGGUCUCGUAACAAGGGACCGUGGCGACAAGCUGGCCGAGCACAAGAAGUACUUUGCUCGGACAGACAACAACGGCCGCCAAUUCCGCACCCUGGAGGAGGUCAUUGAGUACGUCAAGCCUUCUGCCCUGGUGGGUCUCACUGCCACCUUCGGUGUCUUCACCGAGUCGGUGGUCCGCGCUCUCAAGGCAUCUGUCGAUGCCGGUGGUCUCGGCCGCCGCCCUAUCCUCUUCCCCCUCAGCAAUCCCCUGAUCAAGGCCGAGUGCACCUUUGAGCAGGCCAUCAACUGGACUGAGGGCACCGCCAUCUUUGCCUCUGGCUCUCCCUUCUCACCUUACACCGUCAAGGCCGCCGACCAGGCCAUCACCUACCACCCCAACCAGGGCAACAACGUCUACGUCUUCCCGGGUAUUGGCCUCGGCGCUAUCCUCGCCAAGGCCUCCCGGGUCACGGAUGACAUGAUCUACACCUCGGCCGAGGCCCUUGCCAACUGCCUCAACGCCGAGGAGAUCCACAAGGGUCUGAUCUACCCCCGCAUCGAGCGCGUGCGCGAGGCCAGCGUGAUCGUCGCCAGGGAGGUCAUGAAGGCGGCGAGGAGGGACGGCGUCAGCGAGCUUCCCGAGGCGCAAUGGCAGGAGUGGGAAGAGUGGGGAGACGUUGCCCUGACCAAGUUCAUCAAGCAUCGCAUUUACGACCCCUUCCCCGAGGCCCGCCCUCAUGCCCACAUCUAG
This is a messenger RNA of Thyridium curvatum, 1836 nucleotides long. RefSeq lists its product as uncharacterized. The transcript is spliced from 4 exons. NCBI's taxonomy places the organism in Eukaryota, Fungi, Ascomycota, Sordariomycetes, Thyridiales, Thyridiaceae. The record is from RefSeq and is a predicted model, not a curated record. Gene Ontology annotation, cellular component: mitochondrion. Gene Ontology annotation, biological process: malate metabolic process; pyruvate metabolic process. The coding region runs from base 1 to 1836 and encodes 611 amino acids. Gene Ontology annotation, molecular function: NAD binding; malate dehydrogenase (decarboxylating) (NAD+) activity.